Molecule: messenger RNA, 5745 nt
Organism: Epinephelus fuscoguttatus (brown-marbled grouper)
Lineage: Eukaryota; Metazoa; Chordata; Actinopteri; Perciformes; Serranidae
Gene: gnaz
Product: guanine nucleotide binding protein (G protein), alpha z polypeptide
Exons: 3
Coding region: 916-1983 (355 amino acids)
Biological process (GO): adenylate cyclase-modulating G protein-coupled receptor signaling pathway
Cellular component (GO): heterotrimeric G-protein complex
Molecular function (GO): G-protein beta/gamma-subunit complex binding; GTP binding; G protein-coupled receptor binding
Source: RefSeq, a predicted model, not a curated record
UGACACACUCAAACACACGCACACAUAUAUACACGCCCUCCACCCCCAUCGCUGCAGUGUCUCAACUGCCUUGGAGCAAACAAGAGAGGAUAUAGAACACAGACGUUAAUAAGACAGAGAAAGAGGGGUGCUGAAAGAGAGAGAGAGAGAUGUACGUGAGUGUGUGUGACCCUGUGAAUAUGAGGAAGAUAUGAAGAUGAAGCAGCAGGACUAAAGGUGGAUUGCACAGAGCCUUUCUCUCCCUGCAAAGGCUUGUCUGCAGUAUCCUUUGUAAAUGGAUGCUGGCUUGUGAGCACGACUCGGAGGCCUUCAGUUGCUGGGGAGAUAUCAGACCACAGAAGAAGCAGCAAAGUUUUUAUCAGGAAGAUCAAGCAAAACAGGCCAAUUUCUAACUGAGGUGGAUGGUAGCAGAAGCCAAGCAAGGGCAACGUACCACAAGAGCCAUGUGGGAGGAGAGUGAGGGAGUUUUGCUAUUCUCACACAUCAAGCCCAAACACUUUGUCUACUGAUAUACGCUUAACGUUCUCCAGCACUCUUCCAGAGCUUUUCCUCAGGGGGAGCCCCUGCUAUGAACCCCAGCUCCGUUGGCUUCAGCAGGCAGUCCAACCUCAGUGCCAGGCUCUGUGUGGGCAUCCCGCAAGUCUGGGUUCUGCCCACACAGGACUCACAGACUGCCCCAGAACAAAAAGAAUGAAAUACUCCUGAGUCACUCCUCUGUGUGGUGGCUCUCCUGUCUAGUGUUAAAUUGGUCUGUUGUGAAGUUCUGUCUGCCUCUUCACCGACAAGUUCCUAUCUUUAGUGAAAACCCUCUCCAACUCUUCCACCAGCCCCUUCUAGGUCACCACUUCGUUAUAAUUUGCUUUCCCAUCAAGCAGCAGCACGAGUUCCUUUGUGCUUACCACGUGGUGGAGGACCAUGGGAUGCCGUCAGAGCUCGGAGGAGAAGGAAGCGGCGCGGCGCUCUCGGCGAAUCGACCGCCACUUGCGCUCAGAGAGUCAGCGGCAGCGGCGUGAGAUCAAGCUGCUGUUGCUUGGCACCAGCAACUCGGGCAAGAGUACUAUAGUCAAGCAGAUGAAGAUCAUCCAUAGCGGAGGCUUCAACCUGGAGGCUUGCAAGGAGUACAAGCCCCUCAUCCUGUACAAUGCCAUCGACUCUCUCACCCGCAUCAUCCGUGCCCUCACCACUCUCAAGAUCGACUUUCACAAUCCUGAUCGUGCUUACGAUGCUGUGCAGCUCUUUGCCCUCACAGGGCCAGCUGAAAGCAAAGGGGAGAUCACUCCAGAGUUGCUGGGGGUCAUGAAGCGUCUGUGGGCUGACUCAGGGGUCCAAGAGUGCUUUCAGCGAUCCAAUGAGUACCACUUAGAGGACAACACUGCCUACUACCUGAAUGACCUGGACCGCAUCUCUGCACUCGAGUACAUCCCAACUGUAGAGGACAUCCUACGGUCCCGCGACAUGACCACCGGCAUUGUGGAGAACAAGUUCACCUUCAAGGAGCUCACCUUCAAGAUGGUAGAUGUGGGCGGACAGCGUUCAGAGAGAAAGAAGUGGAUCCACUGCUUUGAGGGCGUGACUGCAAUCAUUUUCUGUGUCGAGCUAAGUGGCUAUGACCUCAAACUCUACGAGGACAACCAAACGAGCCGCAUGGCCGAGAGCUUGCGCCUGUUCGACUCCAUCUGCAACAACAACUGGUUCACCAACACAUCGCUCAUCCUCUUCCUCAACAAGAAGGACCUGUUGGCUGAGAAGAUCAAACGUAUUCCUCUGACAGUGUGCUUCCCUGACUACAAAGGUCAGAACACCUAUGAGGAGGCAGCUGUCUAUGUGCAACGGCAGUUUGAGGACCUCAACCGCAACAAGGAGACCAAGGAGAUCUAUUCGCACUUCACCUGUGCCACUGACACCAGCAACAUCCAGUUUGUGUUCGACGCUGUCACGGACGUGAUCAUCCAGAACAAUCUCAAGUACAUUGGGCUGUGCUAGGACCUGAUGCUGGGUGGGGGUUGGGGGGUGGGAGGUAAGGCGGGCUGCUCGGCAGCAGUUGGCCUGCCAUCAGGCUGGAUAAACAAAAGGCAUGUCAGUCUGCCUGACAGUUUAUCUCUUUGAAGAGGUGCAACAGAGACCUGCAAAGGAAAUGAGGUAGUCAGAUGGUCAGGGACGGAUGAUACUGUAGAUUUAAGUGUUUCAGUUGAAACAAAAGAGCUGAUGGGCCAUGGUCAAGAUGGGAUUUUUACCCAAUGUGUUUGCACUGAAUAUGAGUAUGCAGAGACACCCAAACACACACGCACACACACUGACACACAUCCUUAUGUUUGCUCACACACAAGAUCUUUGGAUUAACAGUCAAGCACUUGUUUGACAAGGCAACACUGGAAAUUUUAGACAACUACCCCUACCUGCCUGCCAAACCUGAGGUAGUAGGUCUGUACUGGUGGUUUUCGGUUACUUUUGUCUCCUUUAUUUUAUUUGCCAGAGUCAAUUAAUGCUGCUUUACAUGAAGAAUUUUGACAGAAUCAAUGUUCUCUUUUGGAUUUUCACCCUAACAAUGGUAACCAGUGAGUGCACCUGAUGAGACAUAGGGAGAGCCUGUAUCUCUGAGAGAAAAAAAAAAAAGUCAGUAGACAUGAUGUCACAGGGUUUCUGCCUAAAAGAGGAAACUGCCACAGUGUAAAGCUGAAGUGAAAUACGUUUUCUACACACUAUUUCUGUUCUGCCCCCUGGUCAACUCUCUAAUGUUGUUCUUUGCCCCCUAUUUCUUUUAUCGUUUUUUGUGCUUUAAAAAAAAAAGAAUAUGUCUCAUAAACCUGCCUUUUAUAGCAGGUCACUGACUUAUGAUACCAGGAGAGUGUUAUACUCAGUCGAGUCAAAAGUAUUCUUUAUGAUCAUUCCAGUUUCCAGCAAGAGACAACAAAAACAGUGCCAAGACCAAUUUGUAAAUAAAACCAGAUCCCAUCCAUUACGUUAAUUUUUGUUUUGUUUUUAUGGACAAAUACAUUAAAACAUGCAUGAUUUUGUUACUUUGGGAUACUAAUAUAUUUUCUUUGGAAUUAUGUUCCUCUUUUCUUAGGUUUAAAUAAUAUAUUCCCAAAAAUAUAUAUAAAAGUCAAACACUGUGUACGAUUGUACAGUUGUCAGAGAGGAAUCUAUUGAAAAGAGUUAUAUCGAUAUAAUAACAGUGACGAUGAUGUUAUGAUGAAAAAGAUGACUGAUGAUGAUGAUAGUGGUGAUGAUGAAUACAAUAAUGACAAGGAAAAACAAAGUUAGCAUGAGUGGAGAAAUCGGAUCAAAGGAGAACAAGACUGUAGAAAACUAUGAAAGCGACGAAGCAGAGUUCAAUCUUCCUUGCAUUAUCUAAGUGGAAAUUGUUAAACAGCCAGUCAGUAUGAUGUGUAAAUAUACUGUAAGGUACACUCUUUGUUCAAACAAAUGAAAAUAAAGGUUGAGUUGGGAUACUGUAAGUGAGAUAAAGAGAGAGCGAGAGAAAGAGAAGGAGGAAAACCCCACUCUGCUCCUCCUCUUACCCUUUCUUUUCAGUUCAGAGGGUGAUGUGCAAACAACUCAGCUAAGGGCUUCAGGCUUGACUUUACAGGAUGUCCACUUCAACAAAAGACAAAACAAGUAAAAACAAAAUAUAAAAAGGACAAUAACUACGAAUAAAACAACUUAUGCAAAUUUUCACGGUGUAGUAAAUGUGUUUUUGGGUGGUGGUUGUGUCAAAAGUGCUUUAAAUGUGUUGGGGAAUGUUCAUAGAAGAUGAGCUGGUACUGGCCACUGAUCUUUUAUAUGCUUUCCUUACUGUGCUGCAUCAAAUGAUUUACAACAUGGAAAAGGACAUACUGUCUGAAGUCCAUGCUUCCGUCCUCCGUGUACAAAAUCAUGACAUAAAAAGUGUUUGUCCUCACCAUACAAUGAAGCCGCUGGUGCAAGAAUAAUUUGGACAUAAAGUAUGCAAUUAAAUUAUUCCUGAAUGAACUUGGCCUAUGUGUGUUGGGGCGAAAGGGUACAGAUUCCACUCUAAUUAGUGUAUAAGACCCAGCUGUCCCAACAUGUCUGCUAAUGAAAUGAAAGAUAUGUUUUGCAAUGUUUCGUCUUUAGAGAGUUAAAUAUCACACUGAUCAUACAAUUCAAAUUAUAUUUGAUGCAAUAUUUAUGCAUAACAUCAACCAAUGCAUAGAAACUGAGGGUUUCUAAUGCAGAACACUAAGCAUGGUGAGUGUCUUCCAAAAGACAUAUAGGCUAUGUUCAGACUGCAGGUAAAUCACAUUUGUUUCUCAAAUCAGAUCUUAAAGACAGACUGUCCGCACUGUUGUGUGCAAGUGAACAGAUCAGAUUUGUGUGUCCAGACCACAGACUCUAUUAAAAUAAUGGAUGUGACCACCGUGACAUCAGUGGUUGGUGGAGUCCCAUUUUAGGCCUCGAGUUUGACAUUUUGGCCAAUGCUAUCUCGGAUUUCUGGAGCCAGAAGUGGCACGAGGUGAUCAUAUUUGGACUAGAGGGUGGAGCUGUGGAGGAGCAAGGGGUAGAUCUGACACAUAGACUGCAGUGACGCCUUGCAGAUAGCCUGUCACUCAAAAUGGCCACACACUUGAGUAUGCAUAACUUUAAGCAUUGUGGACCCCUGAAAGAAUAGCUGCUGCUUUGGGUGCAGCUAAUGGAGAUUCUUAUAAAUGAAAUAAAAUAACAUUUUACCAAGUGAGUUAAAUAAAACUUUACCCCCACACAGUUUUCAUGAAGGGUGAAAUUAGCUAUAGAGACCACAACCGUUUUUUGUGGGGGUCUGUGGGGAUUGACUUGCUUUAGGAGUCAGCCUCAAGUGGCCAUUGGAGGAACUGCAGUUGUGUUGUCUUAAUUUUUCAUCCCAAGACGUUGCCACUUAAUCCAGACGUCAGCAACCUAUCUGCAUGGUCACCUGUGGUAACAACGUAGGGGUCAAUAACUACAUAGCAAUGCUGGUGAUGUAGCUUUCCAGAGAGGAAGCAUGAGAAAUGGAGGUCCAUUAUUUUGCCCUCCAAACUAUCACUCUGUCAAGUGGUAGUCUUUUGCAUCUGUCCAAGAACUGUUGUCCUCCAUGUUGUCCUAUUUAGCACUCUGCUAUUAGCAUUAUGUGUUCUGCUCAGCAUGUCUGUCCCUCUGGAUUUGAUGUCGUCAUUGUGUGUUGUGUUAAAUAACACGCUGAAAUUUGAUUUGAGCAACCAUUGCGUCCAGACUGAGACACAUCUGUGAAAAAACAGUUGGAAUUUCAAACCGCCUCCAAAUGUGAUUUGGAUCUGAUUAGUGGAAACUGCAUUUUUUGCUGUCCAGACUUUCUAAAAUCAAUCUGGUUACAAUCUGGAUAUGCCAAAAAUCAGUUUUAGGCUGACAAUAGGAACAGGGUCUUAAACAAAAAAAAUGAUGUAAUGACACAAGCCUGUAACAAGAUUAUGUUUCUACCAAGCAGGCCAUCCUGCUACAUCCCUGCUAUGCUCCUGUGGUGUGAAUAUUUUUCACAUUUAAACACCAUUUAAGUGUUGAUAAUGCUUAAAGUACAUCCGAAUGGCGACCAUACAUGAAGCAUUUCAGUACCGUCUGGCUUAUGUUUUUUAUUAUUAUUUUUAUUGGCUACAUCUUAUUUUUUUUAUGAUUUUAGCCUGAUUUACUGUGUUAAAAACAUCGUUAGGUCAUGGUGGGUACUACUGGCUGGAUUCAUUUAAGCAACAGUGGGAAUUUGUUUGAGAAAUGAAUAUAAAUAAAAUCCACUAUUGAGAA